AUGCGCUGCGACACGACACGGCCCGGCCCGGAUCGGCCCGUCUGUGGGGCGCUUAGGGCCGGGGGAAGGCAGCUGCUGCCGGGCCCCGGGCUCGGAGGGAGCCCCGGGAGCGCCUGCAGCUGCAGCUGGGCCCGGCCCUGCCCGAGAGCAGUGAUUAAAAAUGAGGUGAUUGCACUAAAUUUUGUGAGAGGCAAUAAAGGGGUUGGAAAGACUACUUUGAUCCAGAAAGUCACUCAAGCUCUAAAAUCCUCAGGUGUUCCCAUUGAUGGAUUUUACACACAGGAAGUUAGAGAAGGUGGCAGGAGAACAGGAUUUGAUGUUGUCACUCUGUCUGGAAACCGAGGACCUUUAUCUAGAGUCAGUCCCAGUUCUGAUUCUUCUGCUUCAAGACGUGAAUACCGGGUUGGACAGUAUGUUGUAGACCUUGUUUCAUUUGAGCAGUUGGUUCUACCUAUGCUGAGAAAUGUGAACCAUGGUGGUGACACAGAGAAAAGAAUUUGUGUCAUAGAUGAGAUUGGUAAAAUGGAACUCUACAGCCAGGCUUUUAUUCAAGCUGUUCGUCAAACGCUGGCUGGCUCGGGGACUGUGGUGCUUGGAACUAUUCCAAUACCUAAGGGAAAGCCAUUGGAUCUUGUUGAAGAAAUAAGAAGUAGAAAAGAUGUUAAAGUGUUCAAUGUUAGUAAGGAAAACAGAAACAGCAUUUUGCAAGACAUCUUGGCAGCUGUGGAAUCCUGCAGAAAAUGAAGACCUUUUUGGUCCUGUAAACACUAAAGCUUUCAUUUCAACAAAACAUGACAACAUUUCACGGAUGGUUUAGACUCUGUCCUUCCUGUUUUAGUCCUCUGGAGGCUUUACUGGAGCCUUCAGGGUAAAGCAGGGUAAAGCUGGUAAUACUCUAAAAUGGGAUACCAGGAUUAUAAUUUAUUCAGUUCACUGAAUUAAAAAAAUUGAACAGAUGUGUAGCUAACAUCCAGUUCUAAUCGCGGUGUUUGGAAGUUGGGUGGUCAACUCUGAUCUGAGUUACCUCAUGUGAAAACAAUUAACUGUAAAAUCUGUUUGAGAUCUUAAGUCUUUCUGAGUAUGUUUGGACUGUUCUGCCUACAGAUCAAUUCAAUAUCUGCAACAUAGCCCUGGUGCAACAGAGCAGAACCCUGUCCGAAAUGUGUAUGAGUCCUGCCUGGUUUAUGUAGGAAUAUUUAGGUGUUGGUGUCCCAGCUUAGGUGUGUUCAAGUGUGUUUUAGCAUGGGUGCUGACAAAUCAGCAGGUAGAGGGAAUAAGCAGAUGUGCUCCCUCCUCCUACCCCCAGGCACUCCUGUCUGCAGUUGCAGUAUAAGAAGGGUUAUCCAGAGUUUGAAGGAAACUUCCUGUAGUCACAAGUGACACAUACAGAAUUCCGUUUUGGGAGGAAAAAUAGCCAAAUCUACCCUCUCUUACAUGGCCCAGACAGUAAUUGAUAAGAAGACUGCAUUUUGAAUUAGUUUUCAAUUUUCUGAUGGCAGUCCUAUCCCACACCUCCUUACAAAUAAUAUAUAUAAAAGUCCUCAAGUGCAUAAGGUUCAUCACAUCUGGUGUUUUUCAUGCUGAGUUUGUUAAGUCAUGAUUGACUUUAUACCGCAUUUGUCUAUAUUAAUUUUACAAUCUGUUAUGUUUAUUGAUACUUAUGUUUGUUUGGGUUUUUUUUCUUUUUCGAUUCUGUACAUGCUUAAUGGUGAAAUAAGAAGUGUUUGAGAAUAUUAGACAAUAUAUUUCCCUGUGAGGGGUGCAAUGUGUGUUCAGCAAAAGUGCUGCCAGUUAAUCAGUUUUGCAUGUUGUGAAAACAGAAAUCCCUCCCAGGUGCACACUGUUCAUUGUAAAAUUUAUGGUCAUCUUUGGCUGAAGAGAGUUGUUAAAAAUUCAGUUGUUUUUUUUUUUUCUGUUCAGUUUAAUGACUGUUAAAAUGUGCAAACUAUUUAGAAACAUCUUGAAGUACCAUUUUCUUGAUUUAUUUAUGUGAAACUGACACCCAGAGUUGUAUAGGGCUGGAUGGGGACAGGUAUUUUUACACAUGCCCUGCAAACACCUCCUAGGAGCACGGAGGGAAUGUCCUUUUUCUCUCCUGUAUACAGAACAAGGGUCUGGUACAAGCAUAGCACCUCCACAGGGGUUAAAGGAUGCCUUGGGCUCAUUCCCUCACUGCCUUUUUAGGACUAUCCAUCUGCCCAAAUCUAUUUGGAUGGUGGUACUUUCUUCGUCAUAUUUGGGGAAAAAGAACUCCUCUUAGGGUCUCCACUUGACAAUGUACAGCUCCUGGCUGCUUUUUGCAGAAUGAGGUUGUGCCCUAAAGGCACACUAAUCCCUUAAUUGCUUCAGACAUUCUACUCGGACAAAAUGCCUU
This is a messenger RNA of Ficedula albicollis (Collared flycatcher), 2374 nucleotides long. RefSeq names its product nucleoside-triphosphatase, cancer-related (gene NTPCR). The transcript has 6 exons. Gene Ontology annotation, molecular function: ribonucleoside triphosphate phosphatase activity. The record is from RefSeq and is a predicted model, not a curated record. NCBI's taxonomy places the organism in Eukaryota, Metazoa, Chordata, Aves, Passeriformes, Muscicapidae. Bases 1 to 744 code for a protein of 247 amino acids.